Molecule: messenger RNA, 7010 nt
Organism: Toxotes jaculatrix (banded archerfish)
Lineage: Eukaryota; Metazoa; Chordata; Actinopteri; Toxotidae
Gene: setd5
Product: SET domain containing 5
Exons: 25
Coding region: 604-5208 (1534 amino acids)
Molecular function (GO): protein binding
Source: RefSeq, a predicted model, not a curated record
UGCCGGUGAGGAGGGGGAUGGGCGCCUCUGCGAAUGUAAGGACCCAAGACAGAAUCAGAGCCCUGUAUGACAUAGAGCAGCAUAUACCCCAUUAUAAAUAGCGACUGUAAAUAUACAAAACACAAAAAUAAAUGGAUUUAUCCACCGGGGAUCUAUCAUAGACACUCAAUGGAUGCACUGCACCUGAACAGGACAGGGAAUUUAACUUUCCGCCUAUGCGUGGGAGACACCAAGAAGUUUGUUUCCUACCCCUGGAGAGGGAGCUACUUUUGAGGGCAAAGGAUACAGGAGACUCCGAGGCCGACAUACAGGCCUACUGGUCUGGUUGGAUUUGAUGUUGGGAUACUCUAAUGACUUCCUACUGUACAUGAAUUUGCCUCGUUUGUACAAGUUUGGAAUGCCUCUUUAGGUCCCCCAUGACCGUGAGCCGUGGGCUACGGCUCGGUGGCACCCCACCUCUGGAGUGGUCUGUUGCUGUAGUUGGGACCCUUUGAUUCCUCUCCUCACCUCUCCUUCUCCCCCCCAUCCCAUCCUGUCCCUCCCCUCCCCCUCCCCUUCCUCCCCCCUCUUCCCCCCCUUCCAUGCGCCGCUGUGCUGGACGUCAUGAGCAUAGUAAUCGCGCUGGGAGUCACCACACCUGAAACGUCUUACUCAGAUAUGGCUGCUGGAUCAGACCCUGAGUCAGUUGAAGCAAGCCCUGCCGUGAAUGAGAAAAACUACAACAACCACAGCUGUGGGAGCGCACACAGUCAUGGGUAUCGGGGACUACCAUAUGCUAUGCAACAGUCUUCCGUUGUGUGUUGUCAGGAUCACAACUAUGGCGCACCCCCUCCCCCAACCCCACCCGCCUCCCCGCUCUCCCAAACCAUCAUCCCUCGCAUGGAUAUCAACGGCGUGGUACUCGGCUCCCGCUAUCACGAAACUACUGAGGACAACUCAGCUGACAGCGACAGCUCCUCAGAGGAGGACGGGGCCAUGGCCAGGUGGUGUCACUGCAACCUGAUGCCGGAUGGCUUGUACAUCAAAUGUGACAACUGCCGGGGACUUGACAGAAGGAAAGGAGCAGAAGGCCAACACAGAAAGACAGACAAUGUCUCAGCUGGAGAAAGCAGCGCCACAGAGAGUGGUGAUGAAGAGGUGUCACCCUCCACCAUCUCCUACACCGCCACCCAGCAUACACCCACCAGCAUCAAACUCACUGUCAACCGGGUCAAAAGGAGCAAAUCCAAAAAGAGGAAGAAGAGCACAGAGAAGGCCCGUGGAACGCCGAAAGGCAAGAAAGUCAAGGCUUUCAGAGAGGGUUCAAGGAAGUCCAUGAGGAUGAAGGUAAGAUUAGAGAACUCCACAACGGAGGCCAGCGUGCUGGAUGAGAACACAGCAGAGGGCUGGGAGAGCCGGAUCCGCCAGUGGACAGACCAGUAUGAGGAGGCUCUGGCAAACCAGUACAGCGCUGACGUCCAGACACUGCUGCAGCUUCACCGUGCUGCCAGCACCACCACCACCACCACCACCACCUCAAAGACUGAGAGCGGCACCACAACACCUCCCUCCACCGCCCAGAUUCACACCUCAGUUGACGCCAUGGACACCAUCAACCGCACCGAGCUGGCCUGUAAUAACACAGUGCUGGGCUCACAGAUGCAGCUCCAGUUGGGGCGAGUAACGCGGGUGCAGAAACACAGGAAGAUCCUCCGAGCAGCCAAGAACCUGGAACCAGACACGCUCAUCAUUGAAUAUCGGGGAAAGGUCAUGCUCAAACAGCAGUUUGAAGUCAACGGACACUUCUUCAAAAAACCCUACCCUUUUGUGCUGUUUUACUCCAAAUUUAACGAUGUAGAGAUGUGUGUUGAUGCUCGGACGUUUGGAAAUGAUGCGCGCUUCAUCAGGAGGUCCUGUACACCCAAUGCUGAGGUCCGGCAUAUGAUUGCUGAGGGUAUGAUCCACCUGUGUAUCUACGCUGUCAGUCAAAUCACAAAGGACGCUGAGGUCACCAUUGGAUUUGACUAUGAGUUCAAUAGCUGUAAUUACAAAGUGGACUGUGCCUGCCAUAAGGGCAACCAGAACUGCCCGGUGCAGAAGCACAACCUCAGCCCCAGGGAGAGCUUCCUGAGUCCCCCCUCCGUGCUGCCUCCCUCUCCUCUGGUUGGUGCUGAGACCCGACGAAGAAAAGCUCGGAGGAGGGAAAUGGAGGGCUCCCUGGCCACUGACAGUAACCAGACCCUGGACGAGCAGCAGGAUGCCAAAGAACUGCAGGGGACAAGUGAUGCAGAGGAGAGACUGCUGGAUGAGGUGAAGGUGGAAGAGGGAGAGGACGGAGAGGUGGAUGAAAAUGGGGUCACCAUCUCCAGUAAAAGAACAUUUAACAACCUGGAAAGGAGGCGGAGGAGAGUCGGAGGAGCGGAGCUCAAGGAAGAGGGUGUAGAAACUGAGGACGGGGCAGCAAACCCCACAGGGAACACCCCCACACCCCACAACACUGGAGUUGGGGUCAGCACACGACGUACCACCUAUGUUAUGGAAACGCCAUCCGUUGAAGAAAAGACCUCGUUACCCUACCUGCCUACCCCAGCUGCUCCCCCUAAACCUGCGCGACCUACCAAGCCUCGGCCCAAAAGUCGGAUCUCUCGCUACCGGUCCAGCUCAUCGCAGCGGGCCCGGCGGCAGCGUCAAGCCCUCGCCCAGCAGGCAGCAGCUGCUGCUGCGGCUGCAGCGCUGGCAGCAGUGCCGUCAUCGGCUGAGCAGGGAGCUGCUGUGGACGAGGAGGGAUGUCAGGGUCCAUAUGGUGCCGAACAGGGCCACGGAGAGAGCGGUCUCGGGGGUCACAUCCUAGAUGGGGACGGCCAGGGUCUGAACUGCAUAAACAGAGGCAACUUGCGCUACCCCAAGACCAAGAAGUACCUUGUGACAGAGUGGCUGAAUGACAAGAUCCCAGCAGGAGAGAAGGUUCACCUAGAGGUGCCUGUUGAGCGCCCGCUGCGGAUAACCACUGACCCCACGGUGCUGGCCACCACCCUCAACAUGCUGCCAGGCCUCUCCCACUCAUCGCUCAUUUGCACCACACCCAGACACUACGUCCGCUUCGGCUCCCCCUUCAACCCCGAGAGACGCAGGCCCCGCCCACUCAGAAUGGAUGGCACUUAUGGCUGCUACAAAAAGAGAUGGAUAAAGCAAGUGGAGGAUGAGAGCUGUUCAGCCAGCAUGGAGGACGGCACAGAGUCCACUUCCUCCCAGCAAAGUAACAGUAGCAGAUCCACCCCCAACCCCCUGUGCAGCGAACUCAGUGCCCCGUUUAAAAAGCGCCGCUCCAAGUAUAUGGCCGAGACGACACCAGCACCCCAAGACCACCUGCUUCGCCCGCUGUCACCCAUCACACCGCCGCUCCCAGAAGACUCCCUCCAUCCGCUGCUCCACAACCCUUGUGGCUCCCUGCUGCCCAAUGGCCUGGUCUACUCGCCAAUGCCCUCACUGCCCGCCAGCCGCUGCAACACACCGCUGCAGUUUGAAAACAUAUCAUCCCCGGAGGCAUCUCCUGUUCACCGGCCAGAGUCCAUCUCACCUGAGCCGUGUCUUCAGACCGACUUUGAAGUCCCUCGGCCUCAGUUCCCAGACCUGUCACUUCCCUCCAGCCUGGAGAGCCCUGUGCCUGUGACCUCAGAUGACUUUUCCCUUCCUGGAUGCCCCUCAGGCCCAGAUUCCCAGGGUCCAUCAUCUGUGGGGACCAGUUCCCUCAACCCAGUGUCCUGUCCCUCCUCAGACCUAAACCCCCAAAACAGGGAGCAGGCCUUCAGGACAGAGUUCAACCUCAUAUACACCUGCUCGCCCCUCAAUGCAAACUUGGGGAACCCCGUGGCCACCGACUGCCGCCAGUCCCAGUCAGAAGGAGGCUUCUCCCCUGCAGAGUCCUUCCACAGUUCCAUAAGUUGCCAGGGGCUGAUGGGAGAUGUAGGCCCCGGCUCCAUGUCACCCUAUGGUGAGCCUCAUUACGGAGGAGGCUACCCAGACAGUGGCACACCUCCUCACACCAGCAACCCACCGCAAAAGAGGAAGAGGGCCAACCAGCAUACCAUUAGUCUGCUGACAGGGAAGCCAGAUUACCAGGCUAUAGCAGUAAGAAGUGAAUACAAGCCAGUACAAAAUAUGGUGUCUUUGCUGGAGUACCGUAAAAGGAAGCAGAGCAGCGGCCGUGACACGGAACCCGCCGGCAGCAGCUCCUCUCUGAGUGGCACCCCCACCCGCCCUGGCUCCCACUACAGCCAGGACUCCCAUCAUCCCCAUUCCCAUCAGCAGAUGCAGCCCCCGGCCUCCCCACACAGCUCCUUCUUUUCCUCAGCACCCAGCAACCCUGUCCCACAGAUAGAGGAGGUCAGUCCUCCAGACCACCAGGGCCAGUCAGUACAGUCCAGACGCCAGGACAGCAACAACCAGUGGAUGGUUCCCACUACUGUUGAACGUUUAAGAGAAGGCCAGGGUGUUCUGGAGCGAGUGCUGAGAAGCAUCAAGAUGGAGCGGAUUUACAAGAGGAGUGAUGGCUCUGCAGAGAAGGACUUUGAUGCGGAUCAAUAUGAGAUGCAGGCUGCGUCCAUGGCUUCUCCCAUGAAGAGUCCCCACGGAUACAGUCCCUCUGUGUACUCACACCAGUCAUCAGAAAGCCACCGGCAAACCGACAGCCCAUCGUUCCGCCAGCAGACCUCCAACUCUCCAUUCCGGGGUUCCUACAGUCCCUCAUCAGGGCAGAGCUUCUACACGCGCCACUCCUCCCACCCUGGACUGUCCGAGGACCAGCCUCCAUCCUCCUAUCCCAGUCACUCCCCCACCCCCACCUCGUCCUCAGACUCCAGGCCGCCAGCAGGGUCUCUACACCAGCAGAGUGGCAGCAGUACUGUGGACAGAGGCCACGGCUACGGCAGCAGCCACUUAAAAGCGAGCCUUUUGAACAGCAGCGGCCUGUCAGGGGCUCCUACCCCGGGAUCCAGGGCCCACGGGCAGGCUAAAACAGACUCGGGCAGCGUGGGCUCCAGAGGGAGUCAGCAGCAGGUAUCUCGCAGCCUGAAGUCGGGCAGCCCAGGCCAAACGACGCUGCAGGCCAGCUCCAGGCUGCUGUCGGCCUCUGGACCGACACACUACCCACAGCGAGGGACAAGCCUCAGCCAGUUCCAGCACUCCCCCCUCCAGGGACCCGGAGUACGGACACAGUCAGGAAGCUUUUAGGACCUUGUUCAAGUGUGUGUGUGUGUGUGUGUGUGUGUGUGUGAGUGUGUGUGUGUGCGUGUGAGUGUGUACGAAGCUGCGUACCCCCUCAACCCCUACAGCUGUGGAGAAAUGGGGCUCAGGGAGUUUGGGGAGGGUAAAUGUACAGACCUAAGAGGAGCAAGGACUUCUUUACGGAUUUCUCCUUUUCUUAUUUUCUGUCUUUUCUUUCUUUUAUUUUCAGAAAAACAAAAAAAAACAAAUGACCACAUUCUGCACAAAGCUAAUCAUUGACUUUGGACAUCAUUAUGGAAUCAUUGGAAAAAGCUAUUUGGACGACACAUUCACCAAAAAACAAAAACGAAAAAAAAAACAAAUCACAUGUAACUUGAAAUUGUCCCCAGUGUUUCCUGAUGUGCCGGACUGUGCAAACCUCUAGGCUCUAAAAUGUCCGAAAGUAAAAAAACUUCCACACAAAUGUCUGUACAAAGUUCUAAAAAGUUGUACCUGUCGUCAUGGUACCCAGGUUGGAUAAAUGCUGAGAUGCAUAUAUAUAUGAAUCUGUGCUGCAGUAAAUAAGUGUUUGAUUUGGAAAGAGGGAAAUGAUGCAGGCAAAGGCAACGUGUUAAUCAUCCGUUCUAAAGAUGCAUUAGAGAGGAGGAGGCUUUUCCCUUCAUAGGGUCAUUCCAUACGAUUACCAGCUUCCAUGUUCUCUCACUAAACAUGAAGACAGCCCUUUUUUUUUCCUCAAGGUUCUCUGUCUGUUCCAAUGUUCCGUUUUUUUUUUGUUUUGUUUUGUUUUUUGUUUUUGGUUCUCUUCUGUUCUCUCAUCCCCACUGGACUGUUUUUGAUUUCACUUUAGGACUACUUCACUGUAGACUUCUGAUAUUGUACUUGAGACAAACAGGUCUUAUGAUUCAUGGUGCUGCAUUAUUGUUUUUUUUUUUUCCAAUAAAUUUGAAAUCCAGUUAUGUUCCCCACACACGGCUGCAUUCAUCUUGUCAUUAUAUCAGUUCAGAUCGGUUUUCUUUUCCUCCAAAUUCAUACUGAUCCUAUAUUACAGUGAUGGAAUGCAGGAACAAAAAUAAGGGGGCGAAUAAUCCAACUUUUCUUUCUAAGCUAAAAUGUAAGGUUUGACUGUUUUUAUCCAGCAGGGUUUCUUGAAAUACAUACAUACAUAUAUAAAUAUAUGUAUGUAUGUAUUCUUUUUUUCUGACCAAUCCAUUGCAUUCCGUGUGACACAGAGGGGAAACUGGGGCAAAGGAAUCUCUGAGGGAGUGUUUGGAUUGUUUAUAGGUUUAAAAAAAAAAAAAAAAAAGCUGCUAUGUUCUCCUGUGAGAGCUGCUUCCCUUUUCACAGAACGCUGUAUUUUGAUUUUUCCUUGUAACUCUCCACACAAAGUGUAACUUGUAAGACAGAGAUGGUACUCCUGAUCCCCUGCCGUGGGACCUCAAACCCACGUCGACAGCUGCGCGGUCGCAGGAGUCGCUCUCUCCUCCGAGACUACUUUUUUUUUUUUUUUUUUUUUUUUUUUUUUUUUGUUGGACCGGAUGUGGGAAAGCGCUGCAUUUGUAUGGAAGACUUCAAAGGACCGAGGGCCCCCGGUCGUGUGACUGGACCGCACCUGCCACUACAACAACCACCCCCCCUCCCCCCACUGUCAACUCCCACCAACACACACAAGGGUACUCCUGUUACAUGAAUGUUUGACAGAUUUUUACACACAAAAAAAAAAAAAAAAAAGACAAGUUGUGACCCAAAAUUAACCAGCACCUUAAAAUGAAAGAGAUACACCCUAAGACACAAUAGGAUAAUAUGUAUGA